Molecule: messenger RNA, 2570 nt
Organism: Copidosoma floridanum
Lineage: Eukaryota; Metazoa; Arthropoda; Insecta; Hymenoptera; Encyrtidae
Product: jumeau
Biological process (GO): regulation of transcription by RNA polymerase II
Molecular function (GO): transcription cis-regulatory region binding; DNA-binding transcription factor activity, RNA polymerase II-specific
Source: RefSeq, a predicted model, not a curated record
UAUACGGAGAAUCAUUGCACUAGAGGAAUGAAUUUAGAGUCCUUGUUUAAAAUGGAUUAUAGCAUCAUUAAUCUUGAUUCUGAUACGCUGUUGUCAUUCGAUUUAGAACUUAAUCUUUCAGAGUUUGAUAUGUUUGGGGUUGGAGAAAUUGAAAAUCUAGAAGAAAAUCAAAAUGAUGACAGAAUGAACCUUUGGACUGAACUUCAAAGUAACAGUUUGGAUAUGAAUGCUGGUUUUGACCUAUCGUACGCAGUAAUGGUGAAUCCAAGGUCGGUGAUGGCUGACAUGACCAAUUAUAGAUCGAUUUCGAAAAAUAAAGUAUACGAAUCACAAAGUGUUGCUAGCAUCAAUGAUAUGGAACGUGCCUCAGACAGAACAGAAACACCUGAAUCAGUGAAUUGGAGUCUUCAUCAAGAGCGAAAUAUAUCGGAAUCUGAACCAGAUGAUUUUUAUGAAGCUACUGAAUCAGAAGAAGAAAAUGAAGAAUUUGCAAAUGAAGAAGAAUACAAGGGAAAAAAUGGCCAAUCUUUGAAAAAAUUGUCUGCAACUAAUCUAAAUUCCACUAUUCUAUUUGAAGAAAACUUCAUUCCAUCUUUAGCACCACAGUUAGCCGAAACUGCACAUAACUCUUCUCAAUCAAAAUUAAUGAAAGUAAAUAACAUUGAAAUACAAAAAAUAAAAAUAGUUCAAAAAUUUGAGCAAACUGAACUCUUACAUAGGAAAACUUGCAACAGCAAUAUGCAAUCUCGGCUAGUUGCUCAACAGAAACCACAUAAAUCUUCACGACCUACUUACACUCUUAAAGAAGAUCAAAGAGAUUGUGCCGAGAGUGAACAAGAUAUUUAUAAUAGUUUAUGCGAACGUAAAUGUUAUCCUAAGCCAACAUAUUCAUAUUCAUGCCUGAUAGCCAUGGCUCUGAAAAAUAGUCAAACUGGAUUACUGCCUGUUUCUGAAAUUUACAAAUUUAUGUGUGACCAUUUUCCGUACUUCAAAACAGCUCCUAGUGGUUGGAAGAACUCUGUUCGACACAAUCUCUCUUUGAACAAAUGUUUUGAAAAAGUUGAAAAAGCAGACACGGGUAGCAAUCAACGAAAAGGAUGUCUGUGGGCGAUUAAUAGUUCUAGAAAACAGAAAAUGGAUGAAGAAAUGAAAAAGUGGUCUACAAAAGACCGAUCUCUUAUCCUUAGUUCUUUACUUAACCCCGAGUUUCUUGAGCUGCUUGAAAAUGGAGAAAUGAAACAUUUGUAUCAAAAUUCUGAGGAGCGAUUGCAUUCUGUUUCUGAAACAGAGUAUACUUUUCCUGAUGAGCUUGAUUGUGCUGUAGGUGCCGAUGUGCAAAGUUUGUGUCAUAAAAAUUCAAAAAAAAAUUCUUCAACGAACUUUGAUGUAGAUAGUCAAGACGAAAGUAGCAAAGAUGACAUUGAACGUAUUGAAAAAAGAUCUAUUGAUGGUAGCAUCGAAGAUUCAGUACAAUUGCAGUUUAACGUCCCUACGACAAAAGACUUUGCAGCCAAUGAAAGCAAUCAAUUGAAAGAAACUUCUAUUUAUGCAAUAAAUCCACCAAGCGUUAGUUCUAUUUAUGAAGUUGAACAGACGAAUGACAGUCCUGUUUACCAAUUUAGUUUGCCUAGUGACAGUCCUGUCUAUCAUGCUAAUGAUCUUCCGAAGAUCAUUCCUGUUUAUCAAUUUAAAAAAGCAAAUAGUAAUACAAAUAGUUGCAGUAGUUGGAGUAGCAGUAACAGUAAUACAAGUAACAGUGAUGAGUAUAGUCCUCAUGACAAAGAUAAGCAGACUGAUAAUAAUUCUGAAUAUAAGUCCAACCAAAGAAGUAACAAACGUCAGAAAUCAUUCAUGGGUGUAAUACAAAGAAUUGAUUACAACACUAAAAAUUCUUCGUUCAUUGAAGUACGCAGAAAAGUCCCAAUUUCUCGUUCUUAGGGUGUUUCCUUAAGUUUCAAUAAUAAAUUCAUAUGCAAUUUUAUCAUCUUCUUUUGGCUGGAUAUUAGGCUCUUGACUUCUGUAUUAACGAUUUUUAUUCAUCAUAAAUUUAAGCAGAAAUAUCACUAAAAAUUUUUGUAUAUAUUAGAAAAAAACUAGUAUCUCAGACGAAGAUAAUCAUAAGUUUUUACGUUAAUGAAGUAUAACAAAUUUCUGGACUUUUAAUAAAAAAUACUGUAAUUUGCAGUUUGACAACAUAAGAGUCUUGAAAUUUGAUAGACAAAAAAGUUGGAUAAAAAGGGUACAAAAUAUUCUUAUUAAAUAAAAUUUUUUUAAUACAAACUUUUUUGAUAAACUAAUGCCUUUAGUUAGAUCACUUAAUAUCGGUCAGAAGUGACUUAUAUAAAUAUAACACAACUGUGCCCAAAAGUAAUAUUGAUUCCUUUUUUAAUUAAAGGUUGCUGAAAUAUCUUACUCCAUAAAUACUUUUUUAUUUUUUCAUCUAAUGACUAACUACGAUUCAACACAAAAAGUUAAUAAAAAAUAGCAGUUCAUUAAUAAGUUGGAAUAAUGAUUCGUUAUCAAAAACACCUACCAUAACAUAAUAUAAGUUGCCGCUAAAUCACAUUAUU